Juglans microcarpa x Juglans regia is the source of this 894-nucleotide messenger RNA. Its product is annotated as serine/threonine-protein phosphatase 6 regulatory ankyrin repeat subunit B-like. The transcript has 4 exons. NCBI's taxonomy places the organism in Eukaryota, Viridiplantae, Streptophyta, Magnoliopsida, Fagales, Juglandaceae. Gene Ontology annotation, molecular function: protein binding. The coding region runs from base 1 to 894 and encodes 297 amino acids. The record is from RefSeq and is a predicted model, not a curated record.
AUGGAGACGACCUUGUUUGAAAAGGCCAUGUUAGGGAAAUGGGAUGAGGUCGUCAAUAUAUGUACGGAAAAUCCAUUGGCUCUAGUCUCCAGCAUCACCAGGUUACAGGACACAGCAUUACACCUAGCUGUCUCCGACGGCCAAGAACAGACGGUCCGGAAACUGACAGAGAUCAUUGCGGAGCAACCAAAUCCAGAAAUGGUUCUUGGAGUUGCAAACAAGAGAGGGAACACUCCUCUCCAUUUUGCUGCAUUGAUGGGGAAUGUGGCCAUGUGUAAGUGCAUAGCAGUGGUUGAUACUUCAUUGAUUGCUCUUCGAAAUCAUGAGGGAGAGACUCCUCUUUUCAUGGCUGUUCUCUUUGGUAAAAGAGAAGCUUUCCAAUGUCUUGCCCAGAUGCUUACGUUGGAUGAGGUCUAUAGUUGCUCUAGGAGGAAGAAUGGUGACACAAUCCUUCACAGCGCCAUUUCAGGAGACCAUUUUGAUUUGGCAUUGCACAUAAUUAAACUGUUUGGAGAAGUACUGGUAAACGCCGUCAAUGAGGAAGGAAUUGCUCCUCUCCAUCUACUAGCCGAAAAGCCUUCAGCUUUCCGAAGCGGGAGCCGCCUUGGACUUUUCAAAAGAAUCAUUUAUCAUUGCAUAUAUGUUAUUAAUGAUGAGCACAAGGACGUGGUACCACACGACUAUUAUGAUCCCCAGCUCCCUAUGCUACCGGUAGAUCAAGGACGUCCCAAACAUGAAAGGAAUCGGCCAAAUUAUCCCGACAACUACAGAACAUGCGUCAACUUCUUUCGACUGAUGACAAAGAGCACCAGCUGUGGCCAGAAUAGAGCUAUGAGUACGGUUCAGUACCAUACCGGCUUUAGCAUGCCGUUUAAUGCAAUUACCGGGCUUUAA